AUGGCAUAUAGCAAGUUUACAGCUGGUUACAUUAUCAAGGAACAACAGACACCAAAAAAAAACAUUAUGAAGUCUCUGCUUGUGUCUUUGUUGAGUCUGCGUCUGGUUCUGGGAAUUGGUCACUGGUGUGAACACAGAGUGGAAGAUAAACUGGAGACCAUCAUCUCUCCUCGCCUGCAGCUUGAAGCGGCAUGCUCAGAUGUGUAUCGGUUCAACACUCAAGGCUGGAGGCUGGAUAUAGACAGGAUGCGCCACACACACGGGGGUGAUGAUGGAAUAGCUCUAUAUUACAAAAGACAAGGACCCAAUGCUUCCUGCUUCCUGUUCAAACCUGCAAACAUUGUGACUGAACGAGUGAACAGGACAGUAAGAGCCUGCUGCGAAGGCUGGUCUGGUCCUCAGUGCUCACAGGGAGUGAGUAUCCGAGGUCUGUGUUUCUCUACAUGGAGUUGUGAGGAAUUUCCUGGAGUUCAGAACUCCUCUCUGAUGCAUCUUGAGCAAUGCUGUGGCAGCCUAUGGGGUCUUAGCUGGAAAAAUUCCUCUGAUCAGACCUGCUUGUCCUGUUCUUACACCCUCUUGCCAGAUUCUCAGCCAUCACCCCUUUUUCACAGGGGUCUUCUUGGAGGCAAUCGAGACACUAAGGCCUCUGCAACUUGCAUGAGCUGGGGUGGAGCACAUUAUCGAUCCUUCGACAAGAAGCACUUCCAUUUCCAUGGUGGUUGCACCUAUGUGCUGGCCUCAUCCACUGAUGGAACCUGGGCUGUCUACAUUAGCACUGUGUGUGAUGGCAGAGGACAUUGCAGCAAGGCAUUGAAGAUGAUGUUGGGACUUGACCUUGUGUCUGUUCAUAAGGGCAACAUAUCACUCAACAGUGUUCUCUUAAAGCAGGGUGAACCUUUCUUUCAAAACGGAGUGAGUAUUCACUGGCUCGGAGAUUUUGUUUUUAUUGAAAGUGGAUUGGGCAUCAGAGUGAAAUUCGACAUGAGGAACACUGUGUAUCUGACAGUUACUGCAGAACACUUGACUACUACUAGGGGCCUCUGUGGAUUAUACAACAAUAAUGCAGAUGAUGACUUCACCAGUAGGAGUGGAAUUGUACAGCAGUAUGCUGCCAGCUUUGGAAAUUCGUGGCGUGUUCCAAACCAAGAGACAGAGGACUGUAGUGAUGCAGCAGAGCUGGGCCACAGUUGUGACAUUAUGGGUGACAUCAGCUUGCGUAGAGCUGCAGAAUUGACAUGUCAUCAGCUCAAGGACACUCCUUUUUCCCAAUGCCAUCAUCGAGUGGAUCCAGGGCCCUAUGUAGAUGCCUGUUUAUAUGUGUACUGCAGUUUGGGGGCUAAUGAGAGAGAGGCAGCUGUGUGUGAUACGUUUGCUAGUUAUGCCCGUGAGUGUGCCCAACAACAUGUCAUCCUCAGCUGGAGAGGGCCUGGUCUCUGUGAGCGAGCGUGUCCUGGGGGUCAGCUUUUCUCAGACUGCGUGUCUUCCUGUCCCCCCAGCUGCUCCUCAGCUCCCCCACCAGCAUCGGGUCAGUGUCGGGAGGAGUGUGUUGGGGGUUGUGAAUGUCCUCCUGGGCUCUAUCUGCACAAAGGCAAAUGCUUACGGAGAGAACACUGCCCUUGUUUCCAUAGACGACGCACAUAUCAUGAAGGAGAUGCCAUAAAACACAAGUGUAACACCUGCAUGUGCCAGGCAGGCCAGUGGCAAUGUUCUGCAGAAAGGUGUGCAGCCAAGUGCAGUAUUAUUGGAGCAAUGCAAAUCACUACUUUUGAUAAGAAGCGGUAUAACCUCCAGGCUGGAGACUGUCAGCUCAAAGCCAUUGAGGAUUUUGUGGAUAAGAAGCUUGUAGUGACUGUCAGAGAUGUGGAGUGUGUAAAGAGAAGUGGCAUGCGCUGCCCGUGGGAGACAACCAUCACUGCCCUCCAUACCACAGUGACCCUCACGAAUACAGGAUCUGUGAUGCUAAAUGGACAGCCAGAGGCUUUGCCAGUGUUAACAGCUGAUUUGGUUGUGCGGAGAUCAUCUUCAAUCUUCCUCAUAAUCCAUGUCUUUGGUGCUCAGCUUUUGUGGUACACAGAAGGCCCUCUAAUCCUCAUCACUCUGCAGCCAGGGUUUGCUCAUAAGGUGAGAGGCCUUUGUGGAACUCUGACUUGGAAUCAACACGAUGACUUCACCACACCAGAGGGGGACAUUGAGAAUAGUGUGACCUCUUUUGCCACAAAGUUCAGUCUUGGAUCAUGCUAUUUACCCUCAGCAGUGACCUCAGACCCCUGUAACACCUACACCCAGCACAGAGAGUAUGCAGAGAGUGUCUGUGGUGUCAUCAACAGUCCUGUAUUUCAGAGCUGUCAUGAAGUGGUCGAGCGUGGGCCAUACAUGCGGCAGUGUCUGAGUGAGGUGUGUAGCUGCACCCCGCACACUCACUGUCAAUGUACUGUCCUUACUGCCUAUGCUCAACACUGUGCGCAGGAAGGGGCGCUAGUGAUCUGGCGGAACCACACCUUCUGCCCAAUACAGUGUUCUGGAGGUCAGGUGUAUCAAGAGUGUGGCCAACCUUGUGGAGGCUCAUGUACUGACCUUCAGCAAAACUGGAGCUGCCAAAUGGAUGCAGGCGCUCAGAGCUGUGUACCAGGCUGCCAAUGUCCUGCAGGUCUGGCACAGGAUGACCAGGGUCAGUGUGUGCCAGUCAGCAUGUGCCCGUGUGUUCAUGCUGGAGUUGUCCAUCAGCCAGGAAGCUCUGUGCAGAUCAACUGCAAUACCUGUGUGUGUGGACAUGGUGUGUGGAACUGUACUGAGCAUACCUGCCCUGAGGUUACAGAGUGUCCAGGCUCUCUGGUCUUCUCCCCUCGAUCUUGUCUGAAGACCUGCUCUAGUCUGGACAAGGGGUCCUGUGCAGAGCCCAUCUAUGGCUGCGUCUGUCCUGAGGGAACGGUGCUCUUGGGUGAUCAGUGUGUGUCUCCUGAUGAAUGUCCAUGUCACCAUAAUGGCAGACUCUUCUUCACAAAUGAUACCAUUUCAAAAGACUGCAACACAUGUGUAUGUAAGCAGCGUCGAUGGCACUGCACCCAGUCGUUAUGCGCUGGAACAUGCAUAGCUACGGGUGACCCACAUUAUGUGACCUUUGAUGGCCGCUGUUUCUCCUUCCUGGGAGACUGUGAGUACAUGCUGGUGCAGGAAAAAGAAGGUCUGUUCAGCGUGACUGCUGAGAACGUACCCUGUGGCAGCACUGGAGUCACCUGCACCAAAUCUGUUACACUGAGCAUCGGCAACACGGCCAUUCACCUGCUCAGGGGAAAGGCUGUGACAGUAAAUGGCAUGCCUGUGACGCUUCCUAAGUCUUACUCAGGUAGUGGCUUAGUGCUGGAGAACAUCGGCCUGUUUGUGUCUCUCUCGUCUCGACUUGGCGUUACACUUCUUUGGGAUGGAGGUAUGCGUGUAUAUGUGCGGCUAGAACCCCACUUGCAAGGCAGGGUAGGGGGUUUGUGUGGAAAUUUUGAUGGAGACUCAGAGAAUGACUUCACCACAAGGCAAGGCAUUGUGGAGUCCACACCAGAGCUGUUUGGCAACUCCUGGAAGGUUAGUCCAUCCUGCCCCGAUGUCUCUGAGCAAGACCUGCGUGACCCAUGCAACAUCAAUCCUCACAGAGUGAGCUGGGCAAAGAAGAAAUGUGCAGUGAUUACCCAAGAGCUAUUUGCCCCAUGUCAUGCUGAAGUGCCACACCAGCAGUACUACGAUUGGUGUGUCUUUGAUGCCUGUGGUUGUGAUUCAGGAGGAGACUGUGAGUGUCUUUGCACAGCCAUCGCUGCCUACGCUGAGGAGUGCAACCGCAGAGGGGUCUACAUUCGCUGGAGAUCUCAAGAGCUUUGCCCCAUACAGUGUGAGGAUGGUUUGGUUUAUGAAGCUUGUGGUUCUGCUUGCUCUGAUGUUUGUCCUGGCAGCUCUUCUCAUGCUGACUCUCACUGCAGUGCCCUAUCCUGUGUGGAGGGCUGCUUUUGCCCCCAGGGCACUGUCCGCCACGGGGACAGCUGUAUUUCUCCAUCCGAGUGCCCGUGUGAGUGGGAAGGCUCACUGUUUCCUCCUGGAGCUGCUGUUACUCAACACUGUCAGACCUGCUCCUGUUCUAACAGCACCUGGCACUGCACUGGGCCUGCAUGUCCUCCCACUGCUCCCUGCCUGGAAUCAGAGUUCCAGUGUAGCGGCGGAUCUCGUCGAUGCAUUCCCUCUCUCUGGCUCUGUGAUAACGAGGAUGACUGCGGAGACGGAUCAGACGAGCUUUGUCCCACUACCUGUCCUCCUGAGCAGUUCCGCUGUUCUGGAGGAGCCUGUUUACCCCUGGAGCUGCGCUGUAAUGGCCAUCCUGACUGUGCCGAUCAGUCCGAUGAGGAGUUCUGUGCCCCGGUUACACCCGGUGUCCCUGGGUGUAUGCCCGGGGAGUUCCGUUGUGCUAAUGGACGCUGUCUAUCUGCUGCUAAAGUAUGUGAUGGAAGACUGGACUGUGGAUUUGCUGAUGACUCAGAUGAGCGAGACUGUGAAGUGGUAUGCGCUGAACAUGAGUUCCGCUGUUCAGCUGGACGCUGCAUUCUCUAUCUGCAUCGUUGUGACGGUCAUGAUGACUGUGGAGACUUUAGUGAUGAGCGUGGGUGUGUCUGUGCUCCGGGAGAGUUCCAGUGCCCUGGUGAUCAGUGUGUGCCUGCAGAGAGAGUGUGUGAUGGCCAUAAGGACUGUCCGUCUGGGAUUGAUGAGGUUAUCUGUCCUGUUAAAGACUGUAAUCAGUAUGAGUUCGGGUGUGCGAAUGGUCAGUGUGUGCCACUGGCUUGGCGCUGUGAUGGUGAAACAGACUGUCUGGAUGGAAGUGAUGAACAGCAGUGUGCCCGUGCUUGUGGACCUGACCAGGUGCCUUGUCAGAGUGGAGACCAGUGUGUCCAGCAUUUGCAUCUGUGUGACGGGACACCACAUUGCCGAGAUGCCUCUGAUGAAAGUGUGGACAAUUGUGGCUCCACACGGAUCCCACCCUGUCCUGACAGCUUCUCAUGUGAUAACAGAACAUGUGUAAACACAUCACGUGUGUGUAAUGGUAUUCCUGACUGUCCCAGAGGAGAGGACGAAUUGCUGUGUGAAAAGCCCAGUAUUUCUCCACUGCCCCCUGGUGGCAGCAACAAGACUCACACCUGUCCCGAGUUCACUUGCAUGGAUGGAUCCUGUGUCCCUUUCAAAUCAGUAUGUAAUGGAGUAGCAGACUGCCCGGAUUCUGGAAGCCCCUCAGAUGAACAGGACUGUCAGAGUUGGGGCCCGUGGGGACCCUGGAGUCCCUGCAGCCGCUCCUGUGGCUCUGGCAUUAUGAGCAGAUACAGACACUGCCCUGUGGGGGACGCGCUAACACGCUGCAGGGGAGAUGAUAUGCAGAGACAGCAAUGCUACUCCACAGCUUGUCCUGUUGAUGGCCACUGGUCAGCAUGGACGACAUGGUCUAACUGCUCUAAAGGUUGUGGAGGUGUGGAGAUCCGCAAAAGGGUGUGUGUUCCACCGCAGAAUGGAGGUCGAGCGUGCACUGAGCUGCCAGGAGACACAGCUCUGAGCACUGAGAUCAAGCCGUGUCCUCAGGAUGGAUGUGCUAAUGUUUCCUGUCCUGUUGGUCUGGUUUCACAUGCUUGUGCUCCUUGUCCUUUGACAUGCGCUCACAUAUCAAGUGAUACAUCCUGUGAUCCUAGUGCUCAGUGUUUCACAGGUUGCUGGUGCCCAGAGGGUAAAGUGAUGAACCACAUGCAGCAGUGUGUGCUGCCAGAAGAGUGUGUAUGUGAGGUGUCAGGGGUGCGGUACUGGCCGGGUCAGCAGGUCAAGAAGGGAUGUGAGAUUUGUAGGUGUGAGAGGGGAAGACCGCAGCACUGUCAGGCCAAUCCAGAGUGUUCAGUCCACUGUGGUUGGUCAUCCUGGUCCCCAUGGGGUGAGUGUUUGGGUCCAUGUGGGGUACAGAGUGUUCAGUGGUCUUUUCGCAGCCCAAAUAAUCCCUCCAAGCACGGCAAUGGCAGACAGUGUCGUGGUAUUUACCGGAAAGCUAGACGCUGUCAGACAGAGCUGUGUGAAGAGUGUGAGUAUCAGGGACACACCCAUGCAGUGGGUGACCACUGGAAAGGAAGUAAUUGCCAUCUUUGCCACUGUUUACCCAACCUUAAAGUACAGUGUGCACCUUUCUGCCCAUAUUCUACCACUGGAUGCCCACAGGGUCAAAUUCUGAUACCAGGGAAAGAAAACAGGUGUUGCUAUUGUGAAGACAAAGCCCAGAAUGUCAGUAUCAUCACAACAACCCCAGCAGUUCUGCCGAUCACUGUUGAGCCCUCCAAGGCACCAGAAGUCACACCACUUGUGCCAACGUUUCCUCUCCCACCUGGAGAUGAGUGUUGGUCUCCAUUGGGAGUGCAGUCUCUACCUAGUUCCAGUUUCAGUGCCUCGUCACAGCAGCCUGGUCAUCCAGCCUCUGCAGGGCGCCUCCACUUUCAUGACCCUCACAGUGACCUGCAGGGGUGGAGCCCUGAACCUGAGGAGUACAGGGAGCUCCCUCCAUCUGCCCCUCAUGCCCAUACACACCACAGCCAGGCCCCUUACUUGCAAAUCGACCUGCUUAGACCAUACAACAUCACAGGAUUACUCACUCAAGGUGGUGGACAGUUUGACACGUUUGUGUCCAGUUUCUACCUACAGUUUAGCACUAACGGCAGCCAGUGGUUCACCUACAAAGAGCUCAUCACAGACGCUCGCCCUAAAGCCAAGGUGUUCCUGGGUAACCAUGAUGAUCGAAGUGUUAUGCAGAACAGACUAGACAGGAUGGUGUUAGCUCGGUUUGUGCGGGUGUUGCCUCAUGACUUCCAGAAUGGCAUUUACCUGCGAGUGGAGCUGAUGGGGUGUGGAGAUGAGUAUGAGUGGCUGUCUACUCCUGCCCCCACGGUGUCACUCCGGCCCUGCAAUGAGAUGGAGUUCCAGUGUGGGAAUGGACACUGUGUUCCCACUGGGCCACAGGGGGUGCUCUGUGAUGGAGUUAAUGACUGUGGAGAUGGUUCAGAUGAACUCAGCUGUGGCUCUAAACCGUCUCCUUCCCCGAGCUCCAAAGGCUGUCCCAGAGGUCAGUUCUCAUGCCCUCCUCCAGGGGGUUGCAUUGAUUCUGCACAACGCUGUGAUGGGUUUCCUCAGUGUCCAGAUGGCGCUGAUGAGAGAGGCUGUGGAUCUGAAUCAAAUCGUACCCAUGUCACACCCACCCCUGCUCCACUCAGGACGCCUAGUAAGGCUGGUGUCACAUCAGCAAGUACACCAACUAUCACACCUCAUGGAGAACCUGGCCAUCUGGUUACCUGCUCUUCUCCUCUGGGCCUGGAGGAUGGCCGUGUUCACUAUGGUCAGCUAACGGCCUCAUCAUCCAGAGAGAAUAAUCCAGCCGACACGGGACGCCUCAACAUCGUUCCUAAUGUUUUAGUGAUGGAACCAGGCUGGAGCCCUUUACCAGGAGACCCCCAGCCCUACUUCCAAGUGGAUUUUCUGGAGCCCACCUGGAUAUCAGGGAUAAUCACCCAGGGCAGUGAGCGCAUGUGGGGCUACUUCUCCAAGUACCGUCUGGCAUUCGCUCUGUCUGAGAACCACUUCAUGGACUUUACUGAGAGUGAAGACAAAGGCUCAGCCCCAAAGAUCUUUGAGGUGCGGAUGGUAGGCAGGACACCAGUUACACGCUGGCUGGGCAGACUGGUGAGAGCUCGAUACCUGCGCAUUAUACCAGUACAGUAUCGCCACACCUUCUAUCUCCGAGUGGAGAUCCUGGGGUGCAGAGGAGACACAGUUCCUACUCCCACUCCAGGAUUACCAGGUAUAUGGAAUCACACUGUAACAACAGGAAGUCCUGGAUACCACAAAAAUACAUCAGGAUUUCCAGGAGUUCACACCAAGAGUCCACAAGAUGGAAGUCCAGGUGUACCUCAGGGACCAACUGGCCAGCCAGGACUGUGGAACAUAACGACGCCUGAUGGUGGUUUACCCAGAGUUCUGUGCGUAGAGGGCCAGUUUUCCUGCAAAAGCAUUGGAUGUGUUGAUGCAACACUUGUGUGUGAUGGAAGAAAGGAUUGUCCAGAUGGUUCAGACGAACAUCAGUGCGGUUCUUCCACACUCCCUCCAAUAACGCCUACACGUCGCCCCCUGGUGCCAAGUCCCUGCUCUGCCAAGCAGUUCACAUGUGGCAGUGGAGAGUGUGUGCGUCUGGAAAAGAAGUGUGACCUCCACAAAGACUGCGCUGAUGGCUCAGAUGAGAGAAACUGUGUAGACUGUGUGAUGUCUUCGUGGACAGCGUGGAGUCAGUGCAGCGUGUCAUGUGGUCUGGGAUCUCUGUUCCGGCAGCGUAAGAUCCUGAGGGAUGCUCGGCCCGGGGGCUCUUGUGGGGGUGCACAGUUCGACAGCAGAGCCUGCUUUCUCCAAGCCUGUCCUGUGGACGGACAGUGGGCCGAGUGGGGUGAGUGGUCAGAGUGUGAUGCUGAAUGUGGUGGUGGUGUGAAGAUAAGGAGCAGGUCUUGCUCAAACCCUCCACCCAAAAACGGAGGGCAGGAGUGUGAGGGAAUGACCAUGCAGACUCAGAGCUGCAACACACACCAGUGUGGAACCGACACAGGCACACAGACAGGCUGUACUACAGGUCUGGUGCUGGUGACAGACGCGGACUGUGCAGCAGGUCGAGUGGAGCCGUGCCCUUUGACCUGCUUAGACCUUAACUCUGAGAGUAACUGCUCCUCGCACUGUAUGACAGGGUGUCGUUGUCCAGUUGGUUUGUUCCUCCAAGAUGGUCGAUGUGUCAAUGUGAGCAAAUGUGCUUGCUCAUGGGAAGGAUCAGUGCUUCAACCGGGGGAAGAAGUCAUCAUAGACAACUGCACAUUUUGCAUGUGUCGAGAUGGCCAUGUCGCUUGUGAUAACUCCAGCUGUAUCCUCAAAUGUGACUGGUCAGCCUGGUCCUCAUGGACCUCAUGUGACAGCAGCUGUGGAAUUGGCAUACAGCAACGCUUUAGGUCAGUUCUGAGUCUUUCUGAAGCAGUGAAUGUAGAACCAUGUGUAGGAGACUCUACAGAGGCACGGCAAUGCUACACACCCUGUCCACCAGGAGCUCCAUGGAGUGAGUGGUCUUCAUGGUCUGAGUGCAGUAAGACAUGCUUCUAUCAUGUGGAUGCUGUGGGAAUGAGACGCCGCUUUAGGAGCUGUAACCACACUGACUCCGCCUCCUGCUUUGGGGAUGGGGAAGAACACGAACCGUGUAACACAUUACACUGUCCAGUGCAUGGUGGUUGGUCAGCAUGGUCAGCAUGGUCUGACUGCUCGUCUGAGUGUGAUUCUGGAGUCCAGACUCGAGAACGUUUCUGUAGUUCUCCUCCACCUCUUUACGGAGGCAGCAGCUGCCUGGGACCUCACAUUCAAACCCGGGACUGCAACUCCCAGCCCUGCACAGAUGUGUGUCCAAUUGGUAUGAGCCAUUUGACUAAAGAGCAGUGCCAGGAGCAGGGAGGAGCAUGUCCACGUGUGUGCCUUGAUGCUAUGACUUCGGUGGAGUGUGCCACAGAGUGUUAUGAUGGCUGCUACUGCUCCCCAGGCUACUACAUGUUUAACAACUCCUGUGUGCUCCUCAGCCACUGUCCCUGCUACCACCAGGGGGUGCUCUAUCCACAGGGUGCCAGUGUGCCCUAUGAUUCCUGCAACAACUGCACUUGCAUUAAUGGAGAGAUGCAGUGUGGCACAGCUCCCUGCCCUGUUGAUUGUGGUUGGAGUGAGUGGACAUCCUGGAGUGCAUGCAGCAGGACAUGUGAUGUUGGAAUCAGGAGGCGGUUUCGCUCAGGCACCAAUCCUCCGCAGGCAUUUGGAGGCCUUCCUUGUGUCGGCGACCGUGCUGAGCUGGACACAUGUAGCAUCUACCCUUGUAGUGGUGUGAAAGACCCAUGGAGUGCAUGGUCCGAGUGCUCAGUGCCCUGUGGUGGUGGAUACAGAAGCAGAACCCGAGGUCCGAUCAGAUCUCAUGGCACACCGCAGCAGUUUAGCGCCUGCAACCUGCAUCCUUGCAGUGAUGGCAGUGGCUGUGCUGGUGGUCAGGAGUGGACAGCAUGUGUGAGAGAAGCACUGCUCUGCUCUGAUCUAGGGAUCGACACUAUCAUCAACUCCACCUGCUCACCAGGAUGUCAGUGCCCACAGGGUUCUGCACUACAGGAUGGGAGGUGUGUGUCUUUGCCUCUGUGUCGCUGUGAUGUAGAUGGCGAACAGUAUGAACCUGGAGCUGUGGUCAAGAAAGACUGCAACAACUGCACUUGUGAAUCAGGAAGACUUAUAAACUGCACCCAAGUUGAAUGCAAUGUGGAUGGUGGCUGGUCAGACUGGACUCCUUGGAGUGCAUGUUCAGUGUCCUGUGGUACCGGUCUGCAGUCACGCUAUCGUUUUUGCUCCAAUCCCGAGCGUGCCGGUGCUGGACUGCCCUGCCUCGGGCCAGACCGCCAGGAUCAAGUGUGCGUCCAGACAGUAUGCAGCCGUAAUGGAGGAUGGAGUGAGUGGACAUCCUGGACAGAGUGUACCAAGACUUGUGGAGGGGGUGUGCGUAGUCGCUGGCGUGAAUGUGACAACCCAGCCACUGAGGGAGACGGAGACUUCUGUGAGGGUCUAAAAACUGAGCUUGUGGCCUGUAAUGUGGAGCACUGUCCAGUGCCUCAGUGCUCAAAUAUUUUAGGUGCUGUGUUCAGUAGCUGUGGACCAUCGUGUCCCCGUACCUGCGAUGAACUGACUCACUGUGAGUGGCGUUGUGAACCUGGCUGUUACUGCAUUGAUGAGAAAUUGUUGAAUGUUAAUGGUACAGCGUGUGUAGAGAGAGAGCAAUGUCCUUGUCUGGACCUGACCACCGGCCAGCGCAUCGAACCUGGAGAAACAGUCCUUACUUCUGAUGGGUGCAACAACUGUACCUGUGAUGGAGGACAGCUCAGAUGUAGCAACAAUCCAUGCCCAGUGGAUGGAGGCUGGUGCGUGUGGUCCAGCUGGACCCCGUGCUCUAAGACAUGUGGUGCUGAGUGGGUCUCUCGCUACAGGAGCUGUGCUUGUCCUGUGCCAGUGGCAGGAGGGACAGCAUGUCCAGACCAGCAAGAAGAGCACCAGGGCCUCGGCGUGCAGAUAGAAAGAAAACCCUGUACUUCAGUCACUUUUUGCCCAGUCCAUGGUUCAUGGGGCUUCUGGAGUGAAUGGUCAGAGUGUGAUGCAUGUGCGGGCGUGUCUGUCAGGAAGCGAGAGUGUAACAGUCCCCCUGCUAGAUUUGGAGGUCUGCCGUGCCACGGCGAGUCCCUCCAGAGUCGUGGUUGCCACGACAACCAAACCGUCUGCUCAGACUGUGGUGGUGGACAGGAGGAGUGGCCUUGUGGGAAACCGUGCCCUCGCUCAUGUGAAGAUCUCCAUGGUGACACUGAGUGUAUAGACACAUCAGGGUGCAGUCCAACCUGUGGUUGCCCGGGGGAUAUGGUUCUGCAGGAUGGCGUGUGUGUGGAGAGAGACGAGUGCCGGUGUAAAUUCCACAACAGCACUACUGCAGGUUUAAAUAUCACAAGCACGGCAUGGGAAUGGCCCGGUAGGACAGACUGGCAAUAUGCAAAUUCAGGAGAGAGCAUCAUUACAGACUGCAGCAACUGCACGUGUGAAGCUGGUGUCUUGCACUGUGAUUCACUUCCUGGUUGUAUCACUGAUGGUGGGUGGAGCCAGUGGGGGCCGUGGUCAGAGUGUUCGUCCCCGUGUGGGGGCGGAGUCAAGCUUCGGUUUCGUCAGUGUAAUAACCCCGACCCUCAGGGAGGUGGGAGAGAAUGCAGUGGUACUGCUGACCAGCAGAAGGAGUGUAACAGUCAUGCCUGCACAGACUUGGCGAUGUGGUACGACUGGUCAGCAUGGUCAGUGUGUUCUGUCACCUGUGGAGGAGGAGAACAGAGACGUACUCGUUCCUGCCGAACGCCUCCAUGCACCGGCUUGACACGCCAGAGCAAGACCUGCAACACACAAGUGUGUCUUGAGGUGGGAUGCCCUCCAGGUCGUCUGUACCGGGAGUGUGAGAGAGGCGAGGGCUGUCCGUUCAGCUGUGCUCAGCUCAGUGGGCUUGAAGGCUGCUACUCUGAUGGUUGUGAGGAAGGAUGUCACUGUCCACCCAACACCUACCAGCACCACGGAGCCUGCCUACAGGAGUGUCCAUGCCUAGUAGACAACGAGCUCUUGAGCUCACUUCAAAAAGUGUCUAUGACCCCGGAGUUAACCCCAGACCUCUACAACAUUACCAUGGGAACAGAGCUCAGGUCUGGAGAAGAGCUGAUGCAUGAGUGUAGCUCCUGUUUGUGUGAGCAUGGCCUCUGGAACUGCUCUCUAGUGCCCUGUCCUCAAAAUGGUGGUCUGAGUCCUUGGGGUCCCUGGGGUCCCUGUUCACUCAGCUGUGGGGGUCUGGGACAUAAAGUGCGCACUAGGAGCUGCACUAAUCCAAGCCCUGCUCAUGGAGGUCAAGACUGUGUGGGAGACCUGCAGGAAACAGCAUACUGCCAGACUCCAGACUGCCCAGUGGAUGUGCUUCCUACAGCCGAACCUUCUGUGUCAGAUGAGGAUUUGGGGUUCUCUCAGUGGACAUCAUGGAGUUCCUGUUCUAAAUCCUGCAAUGAAGCUGGUCACCCCGCUCUGAAGUUUCGUCAGAGACAGUGUAUCAGUGCACCAUGCACAGGACAGAACAGACAACAGAAAGUCUGCAACCUCCCUGAGUGUCCUGAUGGUGGAGUGUGUCUGGAUGAAGAAUGUUCCCAUAGAAACUGCUCGUGGACAGAGUGGGGAGAGUGGAGUGCAUGUUCACGCUCCUGUGGUGUUGGUCAGCAACAGCGCUUUCGCAGCUUCAUUGCCCCCGGAGUUAACGGAACCUGGUGUUCAGGCAUCGUCGAUGGCAAUGUGGAGAACCGCUUCUGUAACAUCCGUGCCUGCCGUGUGGAUGGAAGUUGGUCUCGCUGGAGUCCGUGGUCACACUGUGAUAAGUCGUGUGGGGGUGGUCGCUCUAUUCGCACUCGUUCCUGCUCCAGCCCUCCACCCAAAAAUGGAGGACUCAAAUGUCUUGGAGAGAAGAACCAGGUCAAACCCUGCAACACCAAACCAUGUGAUGAGCGUGGAUGCCCACUGGGUCAGGAGUUUGUUCCCUGUGCUAAUGAGUGUCCUCAGCGUUGCUCUGACCUACAGCAAGACAUUCAGUGCCAAGACAACACAGAGUGCCAGCCAGGCUGCCGCUGCCCUCAGGGUGAAUUGCAGCAGGAUGGUGUGUGUGUAAAGCUGUGGCAGUGUGACUGCAUUGAUGCAUUGGGGCAAAGCUGGGCUGCAGGCAGUCAGCACCAAGUCGACUGCAACAACUGCAGUUGCGCAGACGGAGUUCUCACCUGCACCAACCUCACCUGUCCAGGAAAGAGUCACUGUUCCUGGAGCUUGUGGUCCAGUUGGGCCUCCUGCAGCGUUACCUGUGGUGCAGGACAGAGAACACGCUUCAGAUCACUCAUUCCCGAGACUCCAGAUGCCGACUGUCAGUUCGAGGAAGUUCAACACAAGCCAUGUGACCCAGGUCCUUGUCCACCACUGUGUCUCCAUGGCAACCAGUCACUGUCUGUUGGUGACACAUGGUUAGAAGGGGAAUGUAAACAAUGCACCUGUAUUCCUGAAGGAGAAUAUUGCCAGGAUAUUUAUUGUCGCGUGGAUGGAGGCUGGACUCCGUGGGCUGUCUGGUCUGACUGUUCUGUGACGUGUGGUAGAGGAAAUCAGAUCCGCACUCGGGCGUGUAUCAAUCCUCCACCACGAAACAAUGGCACACACUGUCCUGGGGCAGAGAGAGAGACACAGCACUGUCACACUGCACCCUGCCUCGAUGAUCUGUGCCCAUGGUCCAGCUGGUCCCCGUGCUCACGGAGCUGUGGUGCAGGAGUGGUGUCCAGACGUAGGCAUUGUUUGUGUGAAGAAGCAGGUGAUCACACCUGUCCCAUUUCUAUAGAGACACACAAACACAGAGAGGAGACUCGCCUGUGCUACAAGAGGCCAUGCCCAGAUUGCCCAAUGUCCGAGUGGAGUGAGUGGACAGUGUGUUCCUGUGUGUCUCAGUGGCAGCAGCGCUAUCGUGUCCCACUGUCUUUGGCCACAGCGGGGCAGCAUUGCCCAGAGAUUGAGAAGCAGAGCCGAGCCUGCAAACUUCAGGACUGCCAGGAAUGUAUGGAACCAUUCCAGCCAGACUGUGGUUCUCCAUGUGAGAAGCAGUGUGUAUUGCAAGGGCAGGUGGACGCAUGCACAGGGCAUUCGGGGUGUACAGACGGCUGCUACUGCCCUCAGGGUCUGCUGCACCAGAAUGGUACAUGUGUGCCUCCAGAACAUUGUGGCUGUGUUCACCUCAUGAAGCAGGACACAGGAUCACCUGUCCCUGUCACUGUCCCACAGGGUGGGGUCCUCAAUAUAGGCUGCAGCACAUGUUUAUGCCAUAAUGGGUCUCUGCAGUGUGAUUCUCGAGAAUGUGAAGUGUCACUCAGUGAGUGGUCAGAGUGGACCCCCUGCUCUCCAUGUGUUCCUGCCUCCUCUCUUCUUCACUCUGAUUCUUCCAUGGGUGAUGAUGGAGUUACCAGUGAAGGUCUAGGAAUGCCUGAAACAGCUCUGGUGUCAGUGCAGAAGCGCUUCCGGACAUGUCUGGAUGUGGACUCUGGAUUACCUGUCAGUGAGAGAAAGGGGGAGUGCUCCAAACCCCUGCAGGAAGAAAGGAUCUGCCCCCAGCCUGAUGUCUGCAAAGACCCAUGUCAGUGGAGUGUGUGGGGGCAGUGGAGUGUAUGUCAGGAGCCAUGUAGUGGAGGAUUCCGCCAGCGUGAGAGAACAGCCCUGGCAACAACCCUCGGACCACAAUGUACACGACGGCAGAGCCAAUCACAGAGCUGCAACACUGGCCUCUGUCCAAGCGAGCGCUGUGAAGACAGGGGGCGGGUCUACGAGGAUUCUUGUGCCAAUCAGUGCCCUCGUAGCUGUGCUGACCUGUGGGAGCAUGUGCAGUGUCUGCAGGGAGUCUGUCACCCAGGUUGUAGGUGUCCUGAUGGUUGGUUGCUGCAGGACCGGGAGUGUGUGACAGUGUCAGCAUGUCGCUGUGGGCUUCCUACAGAGAACGGCACACUGGAGUUUACACCUGGACAGAAUAUCACAGUGGAGUGCAACACCUGUGUGUGUGUGAAUGGGUCACUGGUAUGUACAGACCAGCCCUGCCCAACGUACGGGGCAUGGAGUUCCUGGAGUGAGUGCUCAGUGUCAUGUGGGACAGGACAAAGGACACGAACACGUACCUGUACACACAAACCCGGUGGCCCUAGCUGUGGAGAAACCAUUCAGAGCCAAGUCUGUGACCUGUCUGCAUGUCCAGCUGACUGUGUAGUGAGUGAGUGGUCGUCCUGGAGUGAGUGCAGCGUCUCUUGUGGUGGAGGAGUGUCAUUGCGCAGAAAGACUAUUCUACAGAUGUCUGAGCCUGGAGGAGAGGCCUGCUCGACUCCUCUCGAGCAGCACACUGCUUGCAACACUAACAGCUGUCUGCCCGAGUGUCCUCUGGGUCAGGUGUUCAGUCUAUGUGCAGGUUCGUGCCCGUUUUCCUGCCAGGAUCUGUGGCCUGAAAGCCAGUGUGUGCCGGGUCCCUGCACCCCAGGCUGCUCCUGCCCCCCUAACAUGGUCAUGCUUAAUGGAUCAUGCAUGCCCUACUCUGAGUGCCCUUGUUCUCCACUGUCUCUGCCACUGGGGUUGGCCAAUGUCACACUAGACCUCCUACAGGAAGAGUUUCCCCCUGGAACCAUUAUACCACAUCUCUGCAAUGCCUGUGUGUGUGAAAAUGGAGUAUUCAACUGCACCGGGGACUCAUGUGAUGUGGACUGUGAAUGGAGCAGCUGGUCCGAGUGGAGCUCGUGUUCAGUGUCGUGCGGCUCUGGAGUGCAGCAUUCUAGCCGCUUUGUAGUGCAGCACAGGCAGUAUGAAGGACGUGAGUGUGAAGGCCACAGUCACAGGAUCAGAGUGUGCACAGGACCUGACUGUGUGUGUCCAGAGGGAGAGCGUUGGAGAAGGAGCAUGUCUGAGUCAGAGCGAGUGUGUGACAGAGGGUGUGUGGAUAUGUACAGCGCUGAACCGCUGAACUGCACUGAAGUGAGCAGGCUCUCCGAGGGCUGUGUGUGUGAGGACGGGCGCUAUCGUGAUGCCGAGGGCCGGUGUGUGAUUCCUGCUCUCUGUCAGUGCGAGGGGGAGGACGGCAUACUGCGAGAGGCUGGCUCUGAGUGGGAAGAAGCGUGCCAAACUUGUCGCUGUGUAAAUGGCCUUAAGCAGUGUAAAGCCAGCUGCCCUCCACUUCUGUGUGACGAGGGUGAAGUCAAAGUGCUGGAGGACGGACAGUGUUGCCCUGUCUGCAGGAAAGCGUACACAGAAGAUCCGCUCUCUCAGUGUCACCGCCACACUGAGAUCAGGAACAUCACUAAGGGUGAUUGCCGCCUGGAAAACGUGGAGGUCAGCUUCUGCAGGGGGCGCUGUUUGUCCGGAACGGAUGUCAUUCUAGAGGAGCCCUACCUACAAGCUGUGUGUGACUGCUGCAGUUACAGGCUGGACCCCCAGACUCCUGUGCGCUUCCUCAGCCUGCACUGUUCUAGUGGAGAAAGCGAGCCCGUGGUGCUGCCCGUCAUACAGAGUUGCGAGUGUACCAGCUGUCAGGGAGGAGAUCUGGCCAAACGUUAAACACUUUUGGAGGAGCCGACACCUUGGGAGAAGAAAGAAGUCAAAUCUUUUGAACACCUCCAGUAUAUUUUGAAGUAGCUUGUAGUCAUUAUAUGACUGAAUACUUUUUAUAGAGUACUUUCUGAAGCUCUCAGACAACUGUACAGGUUUUAAAUUAUGGCUUUUAUGUCUUAAUGUCUUUUAUUUCUUUCAGUCUCUCUCUCUCUCUCUCUCUCUCACACACACAUACACACACACACACUACAUUACAUACACAUAACAUAUUAUUUUGUACUUGCUGUUAAGUGACACAGUCCAACUUCAUGCUCUCAGCAUUAUGACCAAAUAUGUUUCUGUUCUUCUGAAAAAAUAAGUCAUUUAAAAUCUCUCACUCUCUCUCUCUCUUUUAACUUUUUUUAUUACGGGAUAUCUAUUUAAAAAUUCUGUAUCUAUAAAGCAUUUAUACGUAAAUAGUCAUAAAUCUAAAGCAUUAUUAAUAAUAAAAAGGAAAAAUAAGGAA
Hemibagrus wyckioides is the source of this 17257-nucleotide messenger RNA. RefSeq names its product SCO-spondin (gene sspo). Gene Ontology annotation, cellular component: extracellular matrix. Bases 1 to 16758 code for a protein of 5585 amino acids. The transcript is spliced from 111 exons. The record is from RefSeq and is a predicted model, not a curated record. Gene Ontology annotation, molecular function: protein binding. NCBI's taxonomy places the organism in Eukaryota, Metazoa, Chordata, Actinopteri, Siluriformes, Bagridae.